ACUAUCCUUCAUACCAUUAGGGAAGCUGGAGGAUUGUGGUCUGUCUGUGGAGGUUCGAGGAAGAAGAAGUGCCAUCAUUCAUGGGUGUCAGUGAAAAAAAUUAGAGCCCAUCUUUGGUGUCAGGUGGGCAGGAAUUGUGCCCCAUCAUUGGUUGUCAGUGGGAGGAUUAUGUGCCCAUCAUCUGGUGUCAGUGGAGAAUACUGCCCCAUCAUGGUGUCAAUGGGGAGGAAUAGUGCCCCAUCAUUGGUGAGUCAGUGGGAUCGUCAUGGAAUAGUUGCCCCAUCAAUUGGUGUCAGUGGGAGGAAUAGUGUUCCCAUCAAUUGGUGUCAGUGGGAGGUGGAAUAGUGCCCCAUCAUUGGUGUCAGUGGGAAUGAUUAGUGCCCCAUCAUUGGGUAUUGUCAGUGGGAGGAAUAGUGCCCCCGAUCAUUGGUGUCAGUGGGAGGAAUAGUGUCCCCUUCAUUGGUGUCAGUGGGAGGAAAGGAAUAGUGCCCCAUUGGUUGUCAGUGGGAGGAAUAGUGCAGAAUUGGUAGCAAUGUGGAAAGAAUAGUGUCAUGAUCAUUCGGUGUCAGUGGGAGGAUUAGCUGCCCCAUCAUUGGUGUCAGUGGGAGGAUUAGUGCCCCAUCAUUGAUGUCAGUGGGCGAGGAAUAGUGCCCCAAUCAUCGGUAUCAGUGGGGGAAUAG
Messenger RNA from Staurois parvus, 680 nucleotides. The record is from the annotation of a GenBank genome assembly. NCBI's taxonomy places the organism in Eukaryota, Metazoa, Chordata, Amphibia, Anura, Ranidae.